This is a messenger RNA of Durusdinium trenchii, 729 nucleotides long. NCBI's taxonomy places the organism in Eukaryota, Dinophyceae, Suessiales, Symbiodiniaceae. The record is from the annotation of a GenBank genome assembly.
AUGGCUGCUGUCGUGAACUAUGAGAAGGACAUGAAGCGACUUCAGGUGCACAAACAGACCCGUCUAUGCAGAUUCUUUGUGGUGGGCGCCUGCACACGUGGCGAGGCUUGUACCUUCGCACAUGGGCAAGACAAGCUGCGGCAACAGCCAGACUUCUCCAAGACAAGGUUGUGCGCAGACUUUAUGGAACGUGGAAGCUGUGCAGAAGGAGAUCGAUGCAAGUUCGCCCAUGGCAAGAGUGAGCUUCGCCCAGGCUCAGCCGUAAAGCUUGGCCGAUUAUCCAAGAAGGAGAUGCAAAACACUCGGGCCAAGAGUCAUCAGGACCAGGCCUCCGUAGCCAUGCAGGUGAAGAAGACCUUUCAGCUCCAACAUUCCUUGCAUUCGCAGGCCGCCAUGAAGCUGAUGAUGAAAUCCACCAUCGAUACCCAGCCCAACACCCUGCAGCAGGAACUGGAGAUCGAUCCAGAAAAUUGCCUGUGGGAGAAAACAAGCUUCAGCCGACAGACGACCUGGGAAGGUAUCGAGACCACUCCAGGGGGAUUCAGCCGUGCCACUUCGCUGGGGAGCGAGAUUGAAGUGAUGGGCACCCCGAGCCGAACACGACAAGAACUUGGUGAAUGGCAAGUCCAGGUGAAGAACACCUUCAUUGAAGUCAGCGACAGCGAUGGGAGUGAGACCGAGCAGGACCAAGGCGUCCUGCGCCGUGCACGCUCGAUGCCGCUGUUCUAG